Gymnodraco acuticeps is the source of this 1372-nucleotide messenger RNA. RefSeq lists its product as uncharacterized. The record is from RefSeq and is a predicted model, not a curated record. Bases 134 to 1372 code for a protein of 412 amino acids. NCBI's taxonomy places the organism in Eukaryota, Metazoa, Chordata, Actinopteri, Perciformes, Bathydraconidae. The transcript is spliced from 3 exons.
AUUGGCCAGAAGACUGAGUAGCAUGAAGCUGCAGCGUCGGAGACGACACUUGUAGAACCACACACACAGGUCCCGCGUCACGAGCACACACACAGGUCCCGCGUCACGGCGGCACGUGACGGAGCACGUUCACAUGAAUGUGAACGUCAACGCAGAGAAUAUGCAUAUUACAAUCCGAGAGGGGAGAUCCUUGCCGGACCUUCAACGGUGCACGACGUGUUGCAAUGACUUCCACUGCCCGUUCUGUGUCUCUCGUUUAUUCUCUCCAACAAAACACUGCAAGGUGAAAAGCCAUCUCGAGAGCCACUUCCAGCGUGCAGUUCUCCAUGAAGGGUAUACCAUUCACAGAUGUCGAUUAAAUUGCCGACCAGACUAUCAUUUUCACUGCUGCUACUGCCAAUCCAUGCAUACUCGCAAAUCUGGCUUUGUAAAGCACCUCGCUUUGUGCAAGGCAAAGCACUCUGCCAUAACCCCCAUCAUCCCAGAUCCAGCAAUCCCCAUCAUCCCAGAUCCAUCAACGCCCGUCAUCCCAGAUCCAGCAAUCCCCAUCAUCCCAGUGCGAAAGAUGCAAAGGGUCCGUGUAGAGCCUGUACUCAAGAAAAAAUGUCCCAUAUGCCAUGUUCUCAUGAAUAAUUUUUUUUUGAAAAGGCACAUGGAAAGAAAGCACUCUGCCAAACAAAAGGACAUAACCGCAAGUUCACACCUACCGAGUGAAUGCAUAGAUCCUGAACAUGGAGUCUAUGCUGUCCACAAAGCCUUCCAUGGAACAAGUAUUCCUCUGCAUGUUCAGAAUAAAGUGUGGGGAGAAAAUCAGCAUGUGUCUUGUGAAAAUAAUGAGUGCCAGGUGAACCUGGAGUUGGCAUGGAGGAGUGGAAUUAAAGCCUAUCAAUGUACACAUUUAAAAUCCAUAACCUACUGUUCAUCCUAUGCCUCCCCUAUUGAGCUUGAUGAAGAUAUUCUAACGGAGAUGGUGAACAACAAAUGGUUUGGUGAAGAUAAAAAGAGCCUCUGCCUCGUUCGGCAAAACCUUGCCAAAUGUAACCACGUCCCUUUAUCUGUGUACUCGAAAACUGGAACCCCGAAGACAACAAAAUAUGUAUCCUCCAUUUGCUGGAGGGAACCCUUCAGCAACAAAUGGUUUGGUGAAGAUAAAAGAGCCUCUGCCUCGUUCGGCAAAACCUUGCCAAAUGUAACCACGUCCCUUUAUCUGUGUACUCGAAAACUGGAACCCCGAAGACAACAAAAUAUGUAUCCUCCAUUUGCUGGAGGGAACCCUUCAGCCAAUAUUCAGAGUGCCACGACCAGAGAGGGAACAGCAGACCCUGCCUCACCCCCAGUGAAGAAUCAGCAGACCCCGCCUCACCCCCAGUGA